AAAUAAAUAAAUAAUAAAUAAAUAUCAGCAAAUCAUUUAUGCCUGAAAAUAAGGAAAAAUGUGGAUGGAUUAAUGGAUCAACAUGAUUUGGUUUGAAGUGUGUUCGAGUGAGAAAGAGCAGAGAGAGAGAGUAGAUAACAGCUGGAUCUUGAUUUAGUUGGAUAGUCUGUCUCCCCACCUCCGCCUCCUCUCUCAUGCAGCCUAUCGCCUCUCUGCCUUCAGCCCGUUUUUAAUUUUUUCAAUUGUGCGCUCGUUUUGCUUGCCUUCACAGCAGAUCAGAUCUGAACCAGAACAGGGGGGUAAAUAAGCCAGGUAGCGCUCAUCGCGGUGAUUUAACUCUACGGAUGACCAGCUCCAAGGUAAGGAUAUGUACCAGGGCAUAAUGACUACCAACCACGGACCCUCUUCCUAUGAGGCCGGCUUUCUCCACAACGCCUCGGCAGCAACCUCCCCGGUUUACGUGCCCACCACCCGGGUCGUCACCCCGAUGAUCCCCGCGCUGCCGUACCUCCAGACGCACGGCGCCUCGCAGCAGAGCAGCCCGGUAUCGAGCCACUCUGCCUGGGCGCAGCCGGGUGCAGAUCCGGUGUCUUCUUACAACCACUCCCCGGUGUCUCCGCGGUUCUCCUUCUCCACCAGCCCGCCGCUGUCAUCCGGGGUGGCAACGGCCCGGGAGGCGACAGUCUCUUACACAAGCCCGCUCAACUUCUCUGCCAACGGGAGGGAGCACUACGGUCCGCGGGGCCUCGGCGGUUCGUACCACAGCCCCUAUUCGGCCUACAUGAGCCCUAACAUCGGAGGAACAUGGCCGGCGUCCCCCUUCGACAGUCCGGUGCUCCACGGUCUGCAAACCGCCUCGUCUUCUGGGACGACACGGCACCCAAACAUAGAUUUGUUUGAUGACUUUGCUGAGGGACGAGAAUGCGUGAACUGUGGUGCAAUGUCAACCCCCCUCUGGAGGCGUGAUGGCACAGGCCACUACCUAUGCAACGCAUGCGGCCUAUACCACAAGAUGAAUGGCAUCAACAGACCUCUCAUCAAACCCCAAAGACGGCUGUCUGCCUCGAGGAGGGUGGGCCUGUCCUGCACAAACUGUCAUACCACCACCACCACCCUGUGGCGACGAAACGCAGAGGGAGAGCCCGUCUGCAACGCCUGUGGACUCUACAUGAAACUCCAUGGGGUCCCCCGACCUCUUGCAAUGAAGAAAGAGGGGAUCCAGACCCGCAAACGCAAACCUAAGAACCUAAACAAGUCCCACACAGGACCUCCAGGUAGUGAGGCGGCUCCAGUCACUCCAUGCAGCACUACUCGCUCCUCUUCCUCCUCCUCCACAACCUCCACCACCACUGCAGUGGAACCUCGCCAGAUAAAAACAGAGCCAGAAAAUCACAGCUUGUACACACACCACAGCUCACACACACAGCAGAUGUCAGCUCUGCCAGCCUACAUGGCAGCCCAGGGAGGCUCCAUUCCUCUGAAAAUGUCCCCAGGUGGACACAGUGGGUCCUCCAGCUCCAAAACAGAGCCUUGGAACAGCUUGAUCAUGGCUUAGGAGACCUAAAAGCUCGGCAUCUAAAAAAUAAACUACCUAUGUACAGCAUCCUAACGAAACUUUUCAGAAACUGCUGUUUUAGUUCGAAAUGGGUUCAUCAUUUCCUACACUUUGUGGCAUCAGUGUAAUGACACCAAGACAAGAUGAGAAGAGAACAGCAUGGGGAAACUUACAAACUUUGACCUAAAAGGAACAUUUUUGUAGCUCACACCUUUUCCUGCAAAGCCAGUAUGGAAGAACGAGCUGCCUUACAGAUUCUGAAACAGUGGAUGAAAAAUAUGAGAAAUAUGACUGGCUCAGGUCAGAAGUAUUGCUUUCAGUGAUAUGCACACGGCUAUGGACAUUUUUCCCUAGAUGUGAUCAGAAAUCACAAGAGGCACUACACUAAGUGUGUUUUCAAGGUCAGUUUACAAGAAAAAAAGUGGAAAACAUUUUAAUUCAUGGCAAAUUUUAAAAUCAUCCUGUCUGGGAGAAUUUGCUUGUUUAUGAUAAUCCAUAGAAAUGAACAUUAUGUUGUAUUAGCAGCAGAAGAUGGGAAAGGCAUUUAAGAUUUGAUAUACUAGAAAAAACAAACCAUGUGUUUGAACAAAUUGUUCACCUCAAUAACCACAGGGAUAACCUAAAAUCAUUUUUGGGAGGACCAUGUGAUGGAAAUGUUUAGGAACUCCUGAUCUAACACACUAUAUUCAGAUGAAGUAGUGGGAACAUUUCUGUAACUGUCCUGGAGCUUAUGGUAUAUAUUGUUAUAAAUUAUAUUUUAUAAUAAUGAUAAAAAAUAAUGAGAUUAUAUUAGAUUAUAUUUUAUGAUAAUGAUAAAAAAAAAAAUUCUGUUCUUUGAUUUUUGCAUUUCCUUAGCCUCAUAGCAUAAUUGCCUAAGUGUUAUUAGCACCUAGGCGAAUAUACUAUGCGUUUAAGGAUUUUAUUCCAUAUCUUCCCUCAAAUUUCCGAGGCCCUCCUAGUGCCCCCUGGCCCCCGGCCCCACUUUGAAAAACACUGUGUUCGAAAGUCCCACUUUUUAUACACAUUCUUCAAAAUGGGAAAUACAAGAGAACAUUUCAAUAAAGUAAGACAGAUAUGUUUUUAAACGUGAAUCAGAGAAUAGCCACAAGAAAACAGCACUUGGCCUAACCUUGCCUACAUGUACAGUCCGAGCAACAAUCAAGUAAAAAGAAUCGAGUAAAACAAACUGGAACUCUGACAAAAAAGGCUGCGUAAGAACCCAAGUUUAUCUUUUCUUACAUUGGGGAGGAAGAAAAUGGAGAUAAAACAAAAAAUCACCAAAACUCACUUUUAGAGAAAUAUCCAUUUGAGAUUAUUUUACUCCAAUACAAGAUGAAUUUAUUAUGAGGCAUUUUAAGCCAUCUUUUCCAGGGAUCCCAAUCAAUGUGGAGAGUUGUAAGUUUCAACCUCAGAAAGUGGUUGAAGCAAAUAAAUCGGGCCGUUAUUGGUUAAAAAAAAGGAAAUGCUUUUGUUUUGUUAAAUAACUACUCAAGAGGGGUUUUCCACAACAAUUAUAAUGUCAGAGCUUGUAAAUGUUACUCAGAACAGGACUCCAAGAGAAAUAUUUGUAUAUUUGGCCAUCUCAACUAAUGGCUCACAAAGCUGGGGCCCAGACCACAAUACAGUGCCUUGCAAAAGUACUCGGCCCCCUUGAACUGGUCAACCUCUUGCCACAUUUCAGGCUUCAAACAUAAAGAUAUAAAAUUAAAAUUUUUGUGAAGAAUCAACAACA
Messenger RNA from Girardinichthys multiradiatus, 3287 nucleotides. It is a transcript of the gene gata4, whose product is annotated as GATA binding protein 4. Gene Ontology annotation, cellular component: nucleus. Gene Ontology annotation, biological process: cell fate commitment; negative regulation of transcription by RNA polymerase II; positive regulation of transcription by RNA polymerase II. NCBI's taxonomy places the organism in Eukaryota, Metazoa, Chordata, Actinopteri, Cyprinodontiformes, Goodeidae. The coding region runs from base 368 to 1555 and encodes 395 amino acids. Gene Ontology annotation, molecular function: RNA polymerase II cis-regulatory region sequence-specific DNA binding; zinc ion binding; DNA-binding transcription factor activity, RNA polymerase II-specific. The record is from RefSeq and is a predicted model, not a curated record. The transcript has 6 exons.